AUGCAAAGCUAUUCUAGAACUUCCAGACAAUAUAAAACAACUGAGUUGGGACUUUCCAAUGGAACACGUGGCGUGUUUCAUCAACUUGUCUAUGAGGAAUGUCUUCAGCAAACUCAACCAUAUGAGAACAACUUCCUGGAACAUACAAAAUUUGUAUUACAACCGAAAUAUGCUUUGGUGGAAUUUCCGAGCUGCAAGCUUGACUAUGCGUUGUCUAAANGAUUAGACAUCUAUAUUCAUUUAUCAGCAUUAGCUGUAAAAUCUAUCUUUUUCUUUUUGCAUAUAAACAGCGCCAACAAGACUUCCAUACGCGAAUCAGGAUGGUUUAAACCGAUUGUCAUCGCGUCAGUGAUUUUCGUAAUUACCAUUAUCUUAAUUUUGGUAAUCGCCCUUCCAAUAGCAUUAACACCAAAAACGGAUGCUACAGAUACAAAGACAAUCAAAACAACAACAAUCACAACAACAACUUCAACUGCGACUACAAGAACAACAACAACAUCACCAUUAUCAUCAUCGUCAUCAUCAACAACAGCGACAACAACAGCAACAGCAACAGCAACAAACACAACAACAGCAACAACAACACAAGGACUAAGAAUUUCUGAUGAUAACACUGUAGAAACACAAGAUGACGAAAUGCAAAUUGAACCGAUCACUGCUCAGAUCCCUACAAGUUCAUUGAAGGAUCAAAUAUCAACAGUUUCACCUGUGAGUACAGUUGAAACUGUUCUGUUGCCAAGCGAAUCAGAUAUUAUCGUGAAAUUCACAUUGAAUAAACAGCAAUCAUUCGCAUUCAAGAUUGUUUGUGAUCAUCUCGACGGCGACUAUUCAUCGCGAAAUGAUACUCUUAACGGGCAACUACUGAUGUGUGUACUUGGUUGUGGCGGCACUGGGAAGACCCAAUUAAUUCGAGCAAUUACUAACUAUUUUCAACUAACCAAUCGAUGUAAAAUGUUGCGUAAAUUGAUGAUCCAACAAUUCAUUCAUUCCUGGGUGAAAGUCGCGAUGCAAAAUUGGAGAAUGAAUGGCGUCAGACUCAAUCGAGUUGUGAAACCGGCGAAACACGUAAACCCCGAAGCGCCUUUUGGUGGUGUUAACAUGAUCUUCUUCGGAGACUAUUUGCAAUAUUCUCCAGUGCUAGACAAAGCUCUCUAUCAAAGUUGUUCGUCCAUGCAACAGCACAACGAUCGUCAAAUUGAUAUACAACGUGCACAGAAAGUUAUGUCUCAAAUAAAUUGUGUUGUAAAACUGGAGCAACAGAUGCGAACGGAAGGUGCUCCUAUCCUGGUGUUUCGCAACACUGUUCGAACUCAAAUCAAUAAUCGAGCUGUUUUGAACAAGGCUAUUGGAUUAGGAGUAACACACAUUGUAUGCGUUCCACAAGAUUAUGUCAAAGGUACUAUGAUUGAUGGUCCACGCCUGUGCAAAGCUAUUCUAGAACUUCCAGACAAUAGAACAGAGCAUCUUCCAGGAUAUUUACCACUUGUUCCGGGUAUGCCUGUUUUACUGACCGAAAAUAUUGCAACUGAGUUGGGACUUUCCAAUGGAACACGUGGCGUGUUUCAUCAGCUUGUCUAUGAGGAAUGUCUUCAGGACACUCAACUAUAUGAAAACAACUUCCCGGAACAUACAAAAUUUGUAUUACAACGGAAACAUGCUUUGGUGGACUUUCCGAGCUGCAAGCUUGACUAUGCGUUGUCUAAACUCGAGCAAAAGAUAAUUCCUAUCUGUCUUAGUGAACCAACUUUCCAAUUUGAUGUAAAAGAGCUUCUAACUAAAACGCUUCCUCUCCUACCAGCAUACAGCAUAACAACACAUAAGGGUCAAGGUCAAACUCUUGGAAAAGUUAUUAUUGAUCUCGUUGUACCACCUGGCCCGGUUGAAAUCGCAUCGACUUAUGUUCCGUUGUCACGUGUUAAACGCUUGAAAGAUUUAUUAAUUCUUCGUCCUUUUAAGUUAGACACAGUUGCUAAAGAAACGUUGAAACAUUACAAUGUUAUUAAAUGA
Molecule: messenger RNA, 2007 nt
Organism: Adineta ricciae
Lineage: Eukaryota; Metazoa; Rotifera; Eurotatoria; Adinetida; Adinetidae
Source: the annotation of a GenBank genome assembly